Messenger RNA from Coregonus sp. 'balchen', 29688 nucleotides. The record is from the annotation of a GenBank genome assembly. NCBI's taxonomy places the organism in Eukaryota, Metazoa, Chordata, Actinopteri, Salmoniformes, Salmonidae.
GGCAAAUGUCGGACUACGCACCCUAUUUCUACGACAACGGACCGAGCAGCACCAAUGGGAAUAUGGCUCUCUUCAGUAUCUCAGAAGACACACCUGUCGGUAAAGUGUUUUAAACAAUUAAAUAAAUGAGAUGAUUAUUUAAUUAAUUAGUUGAGUCAGUGAAGUUGUGAAUUAAUAAUAUACAGUAUGUCUUGUGAUUUUAGAAAUAAUGUAGAUAAUGUGGCUAAAUUAAAAGAAAAUCACAACGUGAUGAAUUUUGUGUUUCAAGGGCAGCGUUACACAGUAGCUAAUUAUCAGACCUGGGUUCAAAUACUAUUUGUAAUCAUUUCAUAUAGUCGAUGUGUGCUUCAUUGAGUUUGCCUAGCUUAAUUGACCAACAGAAUAGUCCCAAAACUGCAAACCCCGCCCAUCUGGCACUCCAUGCAGGCUAGAGCAAACACUCGAAAGUAUUUGAAAGAUUUCAAAUAGUAUUUGAACCCAGGUCUGCUUGUGCUGGACUGAUCAGUGAUCACAUGAGCAACACUGAGCCUUAGAUUUAUCACCAUAAAGCCCUGCAGAGGAGGGUGACGGGCACUAACAGGCUUAGCCAGGGAAAACAAUAGCGGGGCAGGAGUGGCUGUCAGCAAUAGGAAAACCAAUCAGAUAAUACUACGGGUUGCAACACUCCAGUAAAAUUCCAGAAAUCCCAGUUGGAUCCCCAUGAUUUCCUGCUUAUUCCUGGGUUUCUGGAAAACCUAGGUUUUUGGGAAAGUUAUACCUCAGAAUUCCUAUUCCUAAACAACUAUGUCUAGAUCAGGUUAAUGGUGCUGUAUGCUAGUCUCUCCUCACUAUCUUCUGUACAACUGGAGGCAGAGAUUGGUUACCUUUCACGUUUUAUUUAAUUUAUUUCACCUUUAUUUAACCAGGUAAGCCAGUUGAGAACAAGUUCUCAUUUACAACUGCGACCUGGCCAAGAUAAAGCAAAGCAGUGCGAUAAAAACAACAACAACACAGAGUUACAUAUGGGGUAAAACAAAAACAUACAGAAAAUAUAUAUACAGUGUGUGUAAAUGUAGUAAGUUAUGGAGGUAAGGCAAUAAAUAGGCCAUAGUGCAAAAUAGUUACAAUUUCGUAUUAACACUGGAAUGAUAGAUGUGCAAAAGAUGAUGUGCAAAUAGAGAUACUGGGGUGCAAAUUAGCAAAAUAAAUAACAAUAUAGGGACAAGGUAGUAGUAUUUUUGCAGUUCGUUCCAGUCAUUGGCAGCAGAGAACUGGAAGGAAUGGCGGCCAAAGGAGGUGUUGGCUUUGGGGAUGACCAGUGAGAUAUACCUGCAGGAGGGUGUUGCUAUGGUGACAAGUGAGCUAAGAAAAGACGGGGAUUUGCCUAGCAGUAAUUUAUAGAUGACCUGGAGCCAGUGGGUUUGGCGACGAAUAUGUAGUGAGGGCCAGCCAACAAGAGCGUACAGGUCACAAUGGUGGGUAGUAUAUGGGGCUUUGGUGACAAAACGGAUGGCACUGUGAUAGACUACAUCCAAUUUGCUGAGUAGAGUGUUGGAGGCUAUUUUGUAAAUGACAUUGCCGAAGUCAAGGAUCGGUAGGAUAGUCAGUUUUACGAGGGCAUGUUUGACAGCAUGAGUGAAGGAGGCUUUGUUGCGAAAUAGGAAGCCGAUUCUAGAUCUAACUUUUGAUUGGAGAUGCUUAAUGUGAGUCUGGAAGGAGAGUUUACAGUCUAACCAGACACCUAGGUAUUUGUAGUUGUCCACAUACUCUAGGUCAGACCCGCCGAGAGUAGUGAUUCUAGUCGGGUGGGCGGGUGCAAGCAGCGUUCGGUUGAAGAGCAUGCAUUUAGUUUUACUAGUAUUUAAGAGCAGUUGGAGGCUACGGAAGGAGUGUUGUAUGGCGUUGAAGCUCGUUUGGAGGUUUGUUAAAACAGUGUCCAAUGAAGGGCCAGAUGUAUACAAAAUGGUGUCGUCUGCAUAGAGGUGGAUCCGAGCGUCACCAGCAGCAAGAGCGACAUCAUUGAUAUACACAGAGAAUAGAGUCGGCCCGAGAAUUGAACCCUGUGGCAACCCCAUAGAGACGGCCAGAGGUCCAGACAACAGGCCCUCCGAUUUGACACAUUGAACUCUAUCUGAGAAGUAGUUGGUGAACCAGGCGAGGCAGUCAUUAGAGAAACCAAGGCUAUUUAGUCUGCCAAUAAGAAUGCGGUGGUUGACAGAGUCGAAAGCCUUGGCCAGGUUGAUGAAGAUGGCUGCGCAGUACUGUCUUUUAUCGAUCGCGGUUAUAAUAUCAUUUAGGACCUUGAGCGUGGCUGAGGUGCACCCAUGACCAGCUCGGAAACCGGAUUGCAUAGCGGAGAAGGUACGUUAGGAUUCGAAAUGGUCGGUGAUCUGUUUGUUAACUUGACUUUCAAAUACUUUCGAAAGGCAGGGCAGGAUGGAUAUAGGUCUGUAACAGUUUGGAUCUAGAGUGUCAUCCCCUUUGAAGAGGGGGAUGACCGCGGCAGCUUUCCAAUCUCUGGGGAUCUCAGACGUUACGAAAGAGAGGUUGAACAGGCUAGUAAUAGGGGUUGCGACAAUUUCGGCGGCUAAUUUUAGAAAGAAAGGGUCCAGAUUGUCUAGCCCAGCUAAUUUGUAGGGGUCCAGAUUUUUCAGCUCUUUCAGAACAUCAGCUGUCUGAAUUUGUGUGAAGGAGAAGCGGGGGAGGGGGGGGGGGGCAUGGGCAAGUUGCAGCGGAGGGUGCAGAGCUGGUGGCUGGGGUAGUGGUAGCCAGGUGGAAAGCAUGGCCAGCCAUAGCAAAAUGCUUGUUGAAAUUCUCGAUUAUUGUAGAUUUUUCGUUGGUGACAGUGUUUCCUAGCCUCAGUGUAGUGGGCAGUUGGGAGGUGCUCUUAUUCUCCAUGGACUUUACAGUGUCCCAAAACUUUUUGGAGUUAGUGCUACAGGAUGCAAAUUUCUGUUUGAAAAAGCUAGCCUUUGCUUUCCUAACUGAUUGUGUAUAUUGGUUCCUGACUUCCCUGAAAAGUUGCAUAUCGCGGGGGCUGUUUGAUGCUAAUGCAGUACGCCACAGGAUGUUUUUGUGCUGGUCAAGGGCAGUCAAGUCUGAGGAGAACCAGGGGCUAUAUCUGUUCUUAGUUCUGAAUUUUUUGAAUGGGGCAUGCUUAUUUAAGAUUGAGAGGAAGCACUUUUAAAGAACAACCAGGCAUUCUCUACUGACGGAGGUCAAUAUCCAUCCAGGAUACCCGGGCCAGGUCAAUUAGAAAGGCCUGCUCGCUAAAGUGUUUUAGGGAGCAUUUGACAGUGAUGAGGGGUGGUCGUUUGACCGCGGACCCAUUACCAAGCAAGAGGCCACGGCUUGCGUGUGCUAGCGGGCCGGGGCUAGCAGAUGGAUCUUCGUGGUCGACGUCAUAAUGGGAAGCCUGUUGAAACCACAUCAGACGAUUUCGUCGGCAGACCAGUCGUGUUGGAUCGGCGGGGCUCCGUGUCAACACUAGGAAGGCCCGUCCGGUUGACAGAGAGGUAGAUAGCCGGGAGAUGGGCCUGGCUCGAGGCUAGCUCAAGGCUGAUUAGCCAACAACAUCCAUUUGGUUGCAGCUAGCUAGUUGCGAUGAUCCGGUGUUAAAGGUCCAGUGAUUCAGUGAUUCCGGCAGAAAAAACGAUAUGUACUGGGUCGAUAACGCGCUGUGCAGACAGUGCAGACUGGCCGAUAAUAGUCCAGGCUAGAGCUGGCUGGUAGGUAGUGCAGGCCACGGACAAUGGUGAAAAAACGCUAACGGUGGCUAAUAGCAAGUAGCUAGUUAGCUGGCUACUCCCGUCCGGUAGACAGAGAGGUAGAUAGCCGGGAUAUGGGCCUGGCUCGAGGCUAGCUCAAGGCUAACUGGUGUUUGCUUCGGGGGCAGUGGUGAUUAGCCAACAGCAACAUCCAUUCGGUUGCGGCUAGCUAGUUGCGAUCCGGUGUUAAUGUCCAGUGAUUCAGUUAUUCCGGCAGAAUAUCUGAUGUUCUGGGUGAAAACUGCUAACGGUGGCUAAUAGCAAGUUAGCUGGCUAGCUAGUUUCAACUGGAGAUUCUAGAUAAAAGGUAAGUCAAUAAUAGAAUCCGUUCCACAUUGAGUGAGGCGGGUUGCAGGAAAGUAUAUUUAGUAGAAGGAUGAAAAGUGUGAUAGGGAAAUACAAAAAACAGGCUAUUUACACGGACACACAACAGAGAACAUGACUGCACUGCUACGCCAUCUUGGAUCUUGUUCCAUGUAUUUGAUAGGCAAUGUUAUAACCAAAUUCGGUAACACUUUAUUAUUUGAAGAGUACCUACAUAAAGACUUCAUAACACAUUGAUAAGCAUUCAUAACACAUUCAUAAGCAUUCAUAACACAUUCAUAAGCAGGUGCUAUCUCUGUCUCUAACCUUACAGGAACACAGGUAUAUACCCUAAAUGGCACUGACCCAGAGGGGGAUGCCGUGAGGUUUGGCCUGACCUUUGAGAAGGGCACCAGAGAAUACCUGAGAGUGGACCCCAAGUCAGGAAACAUAACUCUCAUUCAGGAAUUAGACAGAGAGGUGAGUGUAAUGCAGUGAGGCUUGAGAACACUAUCUCUGGUAAUCUCAGGAACCCAGAACCAAAUCUGCCGUCUGUCACCAGAGAUUAUCAUUACCCCCAGUAACGGAUGUGCUGUUUAGAGCGCUGUUAACAUGUUCUUUGUUUUGUCAGAAACAAGGUGAAAUCUCAGCUCUUGUUAGCAUAACAGAUGGUCGGAAUAAGGUGAGCUGAGCUUUGACAACAACAUUAGUCGCAAAUCCAUAUGCAUCACAUGUAUAGGCCUAUACACUUACGCAAUAACACCUGGCUUCUCAGCUAGGUUGUUGUGAUGUCAUCUGUUUGUUCCUUCCUUUAGGUUGUCGAGACGAUUCGGGUGUUUGUCACCGAUGUCAAUGAUGAGCAACCAGAGUUUCAGAACCUGCCUUUCACCGUAGACGUCCCCGAGGUCAGUGUUAAAUCCUGAUCACCAUAAAGACAGCUCUGUCAUUGGUUUAAUGUCUUUAGAGAUAAUGUUAAAAGAUACUGACAGAGAUGUCAAUAUUGGUAUCAUGUCUUUAGAUAUAAUAGGGCUUCACUACCCCAGGGGCCUGUCUGACAUGCCGGCAAGUAAAGACACCGUUAUUAAAGUCUAGCAGAUAUGUACUAGAUAAGUGCACAGGCAAUAUGUUAUAUUUAAAUGUCGAAUGUCAUCAAUGUUUUUGUCAUCUGCAGGACACUGCAGCUGGAAGCAGCAUUUACAGAGUGCAAGCUGUGGAUAAAGACAUGGGCUCUGGAGGCAGUGUCACCUACUACGUACAGGUAAACAACGUCCACACCCCUGGGUCUGCUUCAUUGGACACUAAAGAAGAAGAACAUGGACUGAAACAAUAUCAAUUUUUAGCAUAUUUUUGCUACGUGUGCCCUAAUGAAUAUAGUCCUGGUCUGCCUGAGGUUUCAGGGUUAGAUCUAAUGUUAUACAGUCUACAGUCGGGGUCAAACGUUUUGAGAAUGACACAAAUAUUAAUUUUCACAAAGUCUGCUACCUCGGUUUUUAUGAUGGAAAUUUGCAUAUACUCCAGAAUGUUAUGAAGAGUGAUCAGAUGAAUUGCGAUUAAUUGCAAAGUCCCUGUUUGCCAUGAAAAUGAACUUAAUCCCCCAAAAAACAUUUCCACUGCAUUUCAGCCCUGCCACAAAAGGACCAGCUGACAUCAUGUCAGUGAUUUUCUCGUUAACACAGGUGAGAGUGUUGACGAGGACAAGGCUGGAGAUCACUCUGUCAUGCUGAUUGAGUUAGAAUAACAGACUGGAAGCUUUAAAAGGAGGGUGGUGCUUGAAAUCAUUGUUCUUCCUCUGUUAACCAUGGUUACCUGCAAGGAAACACGUGCCGUCAUCAUUGCUUUGCACAAAAAGGGCUUCACAGGCAAGGAUAUUGCUGCUAUUAAGAUUGCACCUAAAUCAACCAUUUUUCGGAUCAUCAAGAACUUCAAGGAGAGAAGUUCAAUUGUUGUGAAGAAGGCUUCAGGGCGCCCAAGAAAGUCCAGCAAGCGCCAGGACCGUCUCCUAAAGUUGAUUCAGCUGCGGGAUCGGGGCACCACCAGUGCAGAGCUUGCUCAGGAAUGGCAGCAGGCAGGUGUGAGUGCAUCUGCACGCACAGUGAGGCGAGGACUUUUGGAGGAUGGCCUGGUGUCAAGAAGGGCAGCGAGGAAGCCACUUCUCUCCAGGAAAAACAUCAGGGACAGACUGAUAUUCUGCAAAAGGUACUGGGAUUGGACUGCUGAGGACUGGGGUAAAGUAAUUUUCUCUUAUGAAUCCCCUUUCCGAUUGUUUGGGGCAUCUGGAAAAAAGCUUGUCCGGAGAAGACAAGGUGAGCGCUACCAUCAGUCCUGUGUCAUGCCAACAGUAAAGCAUCCUGAAACCAUUAAUGUGUGGGGUUGCUUCUCAGCCAAGGGAGUGGGAUCACUCACAAUUUUGCCUAAGAACACAGCCAUGAAUAAAGAAUGGUACCAACACAUCCUCCGAGAGCAACUUCUCCCAACCAUCCAAUAACAGUUUGGUGACGAACAAUGCCUUUUCCAGCAUGAUGGAGCACCUUGCCAUAAGGCAAAAGUGAUAACUAAGUGGCUCGGGGAACAAAACAUCAACAUUUUGGGUCCAUGGCCAGGAAACUCCCCAGACCUUAAUCCCAUUGAGAACUUGUGGUCAAUCCUCAAGUGGCGGGUGGAUAAACAAAAACCCACAAAUUCUGACAAACUCCAAGCGUUGAUUAUGCAAGAAUGGGCUGCCAUCAGUCAGGAUGUGGCCCAGAAGUUAAUUGACAGCAUGACAGGGCGGAUUGCAGAGGUCUUGAAAAAGAAGGGGCAACACUGCAAAUAUUGACUCUUUGCAUAAACUUAAUGUAAUUGUCAAUAAAAGCCUUUGACACUUAUGGAAUGCUUGUAAUUAUACUUCAGUAUACCAUAGUAACAUCUGACAAAAAUAUCUAAAAACACUGAAGCAGCAAACUUUGUGAAGACCAAUACUUGUGUCAUUCUCAAAACUUUUGACCACGACUGUAUAUGGAGGAUCCAUUGUCAUACUGUAGAUGAAUGGUACGGUCUUUAAUCAACACAGGACAGAAACCAUCCGUGGAGAGAGAACCAUUCAUUUUACACUGGAGUGGAGGCAGGAAAUUGUGUUACUUUAGUGGAUUACAUUUCAAUUACAUUUCAGCAAGGUAUUGAGGCCUUAGCAGAAGCUUAGGGUUGCUUUUGGCCAUCAGCAAGCAAACCGUAGUUGGCACCGUUCAUAUGUCGACUGGGAGAUUCACAAAGCAGAUUCUAGAGUCUAAACCACCCUGAUGAUUCUAGAGUCUAAACCACCCUGAUGAUUCUAGAGUCUAAACCACCCUGAUGAUUCUAGAGUCUAAACCACCCUGAUGAUUCUAGACAUCUGAAAGAACAACAGUAGAAAACAGUUGAAAGGCUGAAAUAUAAUGUUGUAGCCAUCUUUAGGUCUGGAUUUGAUGUGUGAUGGGGUAUUGGUUGUAUUUCAAAUGUCAUUGAAGUAAAAACUGCAUUGAAUGGAGAGUGCGAUUAGUUAGAUCUAAGUCUAGAUCUCAGUAUACAUCAUCAUAAUGAAGGGUUUAAAGAUGGUCCUGUGUCUGUUCACAGGGCACCCCUACUACCAAGUUCACCAUCGACGGCCACAGUGGGGUCCUGCGGAUCAAACCAGGCGAGACGCUCGACUUUGAGACCACAGCAUUACACUUUGUGACGGUGGUUGCCAAGGUUAGACGCCGGCUAGCUAUGUGUCAAUCAACCCAUCAAUCAAUUAAUCAAAUGUAUUUUUUAUUAAGCCCUUUUUACAUCAGCAGUUGUCACAAAGUGCUUUACAGAUACCCAGUCUAAAACCCCAAACAGCAAUGUGUCAUCCCUAUGUGUCAUCCCUAUGUGUCAUCCCUAUGUGUCAUCCCUAUGUGUCAUCCCAAUGUGUCAGCCCAAUGUGUCGGCCCUAUGUGUCAGCCCUAUGUGUCAGCCCUAUGUGUCAGCCCUAUGUGUCAGCCCUAUGUGUCAUUCCAAUGUGUCAUUCCAAUGUGUCAUCCCAAUGUGUCAUCCCUAUGUGUCAUCCCAAUGUGUAAUCUCUGUCUGGUCUGGGGCUGCUGAUCCCUUCUGGCCCUGGCCCCGUCUCUGGGCCUCAGAGGGAGGGUCAGCUCUCUCUAUUCCGCCCCUGUCUCUCUGGGGGAGGGAAGCUUUUCUUCUACUGUGUCUCGGUCAUCUUCUCUGAGCCCUGGGGGAGGGAAGCUUUUCUUGUGUCUCUGUCCUCUUCUCUGAGCCCUAGGGGAGGGAAGCUUUUCUUGUGUCUCUGUCCUGUUCUCUGAGCCCUAGGGGAGGGUGAAGGGCUGGGGGUCCCUCCUCCGUCUCUGUCUUUACGCCUCAGGGGGAGGGUCCUCUCCUCCAUCCCUGGGUCCGUCUCUAAGCUCUUGGGGAGGGUAAGCCCUGAUUACCUAAGGCCGCACUACGUCUCGGCCCUUGAUCCCACACCAUGGCAGUUGAUUGACUAAUUGUCUCGUGUGAAGGAGCAUGUUGUUUAGGCCCUUAGUGUAGGUUGAGUGUAUUUUCACGGGAGCAAGAUUAAGAAGUUCACACACAAAUAGAAAGCUGAUGAAAUUCACAAAUGUAGCAGAUGGGGAUCUGUGACACUAACUCCUCAGCCUGAAGUGUCGCUCCUUGCACAAUUGAAGAAGGCCUUUUUCAUUAGCACGAUGGAGGAGGUGGUACUCCUCGCUAAGCAAGCAGCGUUAUAUCCUUCACACGUAGAGUGUUAACUUAUGCAAACAGUACUGUUGUUUCACAAUGUUUUUAGCACUAAAUAAAUCAGUCAGAAAAUGAUUUAUCAUGUGUCGUCGUCCAAUGUCUAACAUGUCCCUUCUGUUGUCAUCAGGAUGGAGGUGGACAGUUUAAAGGUAAGGCCCAGGUGUUGACAUCUACGGCCACCGUAACCAUCAACGUCCUCGACGCCCAAGACACCCCUCCAUCCUUCAUUGGAACUCCUUACUUUGGCUAUGUCUACGAGGUCUCGGUUCCUGUAAGCACAACACAGCCUGUGAUGAUCAUCUGGUCUUUAAAACAUAACCCUGUUAUGAAAGCUGUAAGAUUACAUUUUUGGAACUUUUGGGAACUUUUGCAAGCCAUUUCUUUAUGAUUUAUAAUGUGUAUUUGCAGGGUUCUGAAAUUUCCACUGUGUUUGCCAAAGAUGGAGAUGAAGGAAACCCUAAUCCUAUUCAUUAUUCCAUUACCAAUGGUAAGUUAUAAACACACACGCACACACUACCAAGCUAUUUCUUCACAAACUGAUAAUAACCUAUCAUUGUCAACAGUUGAGCGUGUGUUUGUUUACAGUUUCACAGAUAUUUGUGAUUUCUGUAUAUGUCAUGAUUCACAUACUAUGAUGAAGUCCUUCCUGUUCUCCUUCUUCAGGUAGUGAGGGUGCCUUCACCAUCAAUAGCACAAGUGGUUGUAUCAGCCUAACAGCUUAUCCAGUCACGCUGAGGAAUGAAUUAUAUGAAAUCAAAGUCAAGGUAAUAACACCUUUCUUAUCCUGUUAUUACAUGUUUAGUGCAUAUGUUUUAUUGUCUGACCUCUCUCUCUCUCUCUCUCUCUCUCUCUCUCUCUCUCUCCCUCCUCUUCUCAUCUCUCUCUCUCUCUCUCUCUCUCUCUCUCUCUCUCUCUCUCUCUCUCUCUCUCUCUCUCUCUCUCUCUCUCUCUCUCUCUCUCUCUCUCUCUCUCUCUCUCUCUCUCUCUCUCUCUCUCUCUCUCUCUCUCUCUCUCUCUGUCUGUCUGUCUGUCUGUCUCUCUGUCUCUCUGUCUGUCUCUCUCUCUCAGGCCACUGAGCUGGGGCCUAGUGAGGAGCUGUUGGACUACUAUACCAUGACUGUGGUGACUGUUCGAGUGGUGGACCUCAACAACCACCCUCCUACCUUCUACGGAGAGAACGGACCCCAGAGCCAGUUUGAGGUGACCAUGCAUGAGCACCCUUCAGAGGGGGAGAUCCUCAGGGGGCUGAAGAUAACGGUCAACGACUCUGAUCAGGUACUGGAAGGCAGUCCGUUUCCCAAAUCGCACCAUAUUCCCUAUAUAGUGCACGACCUUUGAUCAGUGAAAUAGGGUAACAGUUGGGAUACAGCCAGAGCCAUUCCUUCUCUAUUUCCCCUCUUGUACUCUCAUGGAAACCACUUCGUAUGCUUCGUUAUAGGCCUUGAACAUGUGUCCUAAACCACUCUGUAUGCUUCGUUAUAGGCCUUGAACAUGUGUCCUAAACCACUCCUUAUGCUUCGUUAUAGGCCUUGAACCUGUGUCCUAAACCACUCCUUAUGCUUCGUUAUAGGCCUUGAACAUGUGUCCUAAACCACUCCUUAUGCUUCGUUAUAGGCCUUGAACCUGUGUCCUAAACCACUCCUUAUGCUUCGUUAUAUGCCUUGAACAUGUGUCCUAAACCACUCCUUAUGCUUCGUUAUAGGCCUUGAGCCUGUGUCCUAAACCACUCCUUAUGCUUCGUUAUAGGCCUUGAGCCUGUGUCCUAAACCACUCCUUAUGCUUCGUUAUAGGCCUUGAACAUGUGUCCUAAACCACUCCUUAUGCUUUGUUAUAGGCCUUGAGCCUGUGUCCUAAACCACUCCUUAUGCUUCGUUAUAGGCCUUGAACCUGUGUCCUAAACCACUCCUUAUGCUUCGUUAUAGGCCUUGAGCCUGUGUCCUAAACCACUCCUUAUGCUUCGUUAUAGGCCUUGAACCUGUGUCCUAAACCACUCCUUAUGCUUCGUUAUAGGCCUUGAGCCUGUGUCCUAAACCACUCCUUAUGCUUCGUUAUAGGCCUUGAGCCUGUGUCCUAAACCACUCCUUAUGCUUCGUUAUAGGCCUUGAGCUUGUGUCCUAAACCACUCCUUAUGCUUCGUUAUAGGCCUUGAGCCUGUGUUCUAAAAAUGUGUGUAAGCCCAAACUCUAAAGACUUGACUGAUACUAAGGUACUGAUAGAUCUAACGAUGAAUAUGGCGCUACAAUCCAUUUGUGUUUUAAAUCCGGUUGAUUUCUGAAGGCGUUGGCAUAUUAUGGGAUGUUUGGCCCUAAAAAUCUACAUUUCAUAAAGGAUGCUUUCAUUAAUCCCCCAAAAACAGUAUGUGACAUUAUGUAACCCCAUUUUAGAAAUAAUAUCUUAAUCCCCCCCCAUUUAGCGAAUAAUACUAUUACGCAUCCCAGGAAUGUCAACAGUUAAUUUAGAUUAAAAGGACCGUCAUUAUCCUCAGUAUGUCAUUGUUCCCACAUUUCUUGACUGCAUUGUUUUACAUUACAUAAUAAUUGUAUCCAUUGACAGUUUUUUUCCCCCCCUCAGCCCAUACGAUAGAUUAAAGUUACUGUUGUUGAACAAGAGGUCAUAGGUCCUGGUAUUUGCCAUGAAUGUUGUCAUCGAUGGCAGACUCAUGUAGGUGUGUGUGUUUUCUCUGACAGGGGGCGAAUGCUAAAUUUAAAUUGAGAUUGGUGGGGCCUGGUCGUGUACUCAGAGUGGUGCCCCAGACGGUCCUCAAUGAAGCACAGGUCACCAUCAUCGUUGAAGACUCUGCUGCCAUCGACUAUGAAAAAGGCAAAUCCUUAACAUACAAGGUAUUUCAGCCCAUUUUCAGCUGCAUUAAUGACAAACUGGAAUAACAAACAUUUGAUCCUAAAAAGGGAUUUGGUUUUUCUGAAUUUUUAUGGUACAGAAAUUACUAGGUAUUUACUAAGAAAUAACAAUGGUAAUUGUACAGUAAGAAAUUACAAUGGUAAUUAUACAGUAAUAACCUAUAACUUACUUAAUAUAAUAAUAAUUUAGCAGACUUUUUUAAAUCCAAAGUGACUUACAGUAGUGCUUCCAUAUAUUUUGUAUUUUUGACCCCAAUGGGAAUCCAACCCACAACUCUGGUAUUGCAGGCACCAAUGCUCAUUCCUUUAAUUAUAUUUUUACUACAGCACAACAGCAAGAAUAGCAGGGAGUAUUUUAUGGAUUUAACAUGCAUUUUUCCCCAACCACAGUUACUGGCUGUGGAGAUUGACACCCCUGAGAGGUUCAGUGCGACGGCUGAUAUCGUGAUUCAUCUUUUGGACACCAACGACAACACUCCCAGGUUCACCUCAGAGUAUUACAUAACGCGUAUCCCGGAGAACUCCCCCGGAGGUUCCAACGUUGUGUCUGUCACUGUGAGUACAUCUGGAUUAUUGAACUCUACUCAAACACCACUGGCACCAAAAUAUGAUUACGUAAUCUCCCCAAAAUAAUCCACCGAUAGAUGGAUAUUAAUGGUUAUUGGUAAUUGGAAGCUAAGAGGAAGCAGGGGAUUUCCAGUUUGAGAGAUUUACACAGAAUGUGAUAUUUUGCCAGGAGAGAGGUAAUACUUAUAGGAUGGACUUUCUCCAUACAGUACUCAACUAUGGAACCAGAUUCAUGACAAAAGAAAUGCAAAUAAAAGUAUUAAAACAACACUAAUAUUGAAAAAAACAAUACUCCAAUAUCCAUUUUAUGUAUCUGUAUUUCUUGUAGGAUGAAUCUGCUUCCAUACUACUAGUAUUUAUACUGGUACACUACUAGUAUUUAUACUGGUACACUACUAGUAUUUAUACUGGUACACUACUAGUAUUUAUACUGGUACACUACUAGUAGGAAAUGUUUAGCAGGAAUCAGAGUUGGUGAGAGGAAACAAUCCUUUAGGGUUAAUCAUAUUGGCCUUUACCCUGUAUUGUCCCUGUGGUGUCCCUGUGGUGUGGCUGUGGUGUCCCUGUGGUGUGGCUGUGUUGUCCCUGUGGUGUGGCUGUGUGCUAUUCACCCCAGGGAAUAUGAGCUUAGUAGACAGCCCCUGCUGGGGUGAAAUCCCACAUUGUUCAGUCUGUUUUAGCUGAUCCUCCCUAGUGGGUUAUCCUCAGACUGUUCCAAUCAGCUAAUGGAUAGUCAUUGGAUGACCUUCAUUCAGGAGUUGUGUCCCAAUGGACUCCCUACUCAACAAUAUUGUCAACCAAAAAAUUAGUUGUUAAUAAUAUAAAUAUGAAUGUGGAAAUUGUUAUUAUUAUUAUGAAUAAUAUUGUUAUAUACUAUUGGAGUUUAUUUCCUGUGUGAUGGCAUUAUUUUUAAAGAGCCCUGACAUGCUUAUGAACUUGAUGUGCAUAGGUUCCAACAUUCUAACUCCUCUGUUCCGUUCCAACAUUCUAACUCCUCUAUGUUCCGUUCCAACAUUCUAACUCUCCUCUGUGUUUCGUUCCAACUCUGUUUUGUUCCAACAUUCUAACUCCUCUCCUCUAUGUUCCGUUCCAACAUUCUAACUCCUCUGUUCCGUUCCAACAUUCUAACUCCUCUGUUCAGUUCCAACAUUCUAACUCCUCUGUUCCGUUCCAACAUUCUAACUCCUCUGUUCCGUUCCAACAUUCUAACUCUCCUCUGUGUUUCGUUCCAACUCUGUUUUGUUCCAACAUUCUAACUCCUCUCCUCUAUGUUCCGUUCCAACAUUCUAACUCCUCUAUGUUCCGUUCCAACAUUCUAACUCUCCUCUGUGUUUCGUUCCAACUCUGUUCCGUUCCAACAUUCUAACUCCUCUCCUCUAUGUUCCGUUCCAACAUUCUAACUCCUCUAACAUUUUAACUUAUAUCCUCUCCUCUGUUCCGUUCCAGCAUUCUACCAACAUUCUAACUUCUAUCCUCUCCUCUAUGUUCCGUUCCAGCAUUCUACCAACAUUCUAACUUCUAUCCUCUCCUCUAUGUUCCGUUCCAGCAUUCUACCAACAUUCUAACUUCUAUCCUCUCCUCUAUGUUCCGUUCCAGCAUUCUACCAACAUUCUAACUCCUCUCCUCUCCUCUAUGUUCCGUUCCAGCAUUCUACCAACAUUCUAACUCCUCUCCUCUCCUCUAUGUUCCGUUCCAGCAUUCUACCAACAUUCUAACUCCUCUCCUCUCCUCUAUGUUCCGUUCCAGCAUUCUACCAACAUUCUAACUCCUCUCCUCUCCUCUAUGUUCCGUUCCAGCAUUCUACCAACAUUCUAACUCCUCUCCUCUCCUCUAUGUUCCGUUCCAGCAUUCUACCAACAUUCUAACUCCUCUCCUCUCCUCUAUGUUCUGUUCCAGUGUUCUAACUCCCUUUCUCUUUAUUGCAUUCCAGGCCAAUGAUCCAGACUCUGGCCUUUGGGGUGAAGUCAAGUACUCCAUCUAUGGAUCUGGAUCUGAUUUGUAAGUACAACAGACUCCUGCCAAUACCAAUGAUUGUUGGACAUGAUGAUUUGUAUAAAAUCACUUCCUCUGUUGGUGUGGAGCCAGUUGAACAGACCAAUAUGGGCAGAAAUGAUCACUUAUGCAAUAUAAUUAUUUUGAAUGUCUGAUUAUGUGUUAGGACAGACGUGGGGUAACCUGCUGGCUCUUUAUAUUGGAUAAUUACAUAACAUCCCAAUCGCUCAGCAACAGUGAUGUAAUGGUUAAAAAAAAGUGGGUAAAUGCUGAUCGCCGUUUGCAGUGAAUAAAGUACAGCCCCCUAUAUUUUCUAUGCCCUUUUCCGCAAUAGGUGUGAAAACGCUUGUGCAAAAUAAAAAAGGUGUGUAAACAGUGUUUAGUUGAGCCUACUCCACUCCACCCAGGCAUAACAACAACUGUCACUAUCAGAUGAACCAGCCUCCUCCUGACUGAUCAGUCUCAGAAAGAUGAAUCUUUUUCAUGCCAUUCCAUCACCUGCCGGCCAUGAUUAUUGUGGCUAAGAAUGAAUGAGUUUGACUUGGAUUAACUAAUCCUGCUCAGGUCAACCAUCUCUCAACUCAGAUUCUUCCCCUUUGAUUGGAAGAUGGGAGCAGCCAGUAUUCCAGUAUAUUGGGUUGGCUCUGCUUGUAGCUCCUCUCCUCUCUCCUGUAACAGCUUACUCUAAGAUGGCGGCAAGAUACUGACUGGUUAAUCUCGUAAUUGGAUGUAGGGUAAGAAAUAGCCUGCCAGGCCUGGAUGUCUCGUGUAGAGAGGGCCAAUUAACAUGCAAUGUGACAGCUGGAGCUCUGCUAUGGAAAGCAAGCAAGGCAGGCAGGCUGCAAUACAGGCAGUACAUUGAAAAAAAUAAGUGUCAAGUUAUCUUCCAGUUUUGCUUGCCGUUUAUAAAUGUGUGAAAGUUAACAGUUUGCUUUGCAUUUGUUAAUUUUCACACGGAAUAAGUUGUAAAAAGAAAAUGUUGGAAAAUGGCUGAAUAUGUGCUGCUUUAACAUAAUAUUGGACUUUAAAAAUGUGUACUGGACAAAAAACAACCUUUGUGAUUGUACAGAAAACUUGAUCCAGCAUCCUGGAACACGGGUCUUGACAUAUUUUCCCCAUGAGUUUUAAUCCAAGAUUAAACUGUAACGCACAGUACAUAUAGUGCAUAACCUUGACUGUUACAUAACUGCUAAUAUACUGCUAAUAUACUGCUAACAUACUGCCAAUAUACUGCUAACAUACAGCCAAUAUACUGCUAACAUACAGCCAAUAUACUGCUAACAUGCAGCCAAUAUACUGCUAACAUACUGCCAAUAUACUGCUAAUAUAUACUCUUAGAAAAAAGGGUUCUUCGUCUGUCCCCAUAGGAAAACCCCUUUUGGUUCCAGGUAGAACCCCUGUUGGUUCCAGGUAGAACUAUUUUGGGUUCCAUGUAGAACCCUCUGUGGAAAGGGUUCUACAUGGAACUCAAAAGGGUUUUACCUGGAACUAAAAAGGGUUAUUCAAAGGGUUCUCUUAUGGGGACAGCCAAAGAACCCUUUUAGGUUCUAGAUAGAAAAAAAAGUGCUAAGAGUAUACUGCCAAUAUACUGCCAAUAUACUUCCAGUAUACUGUCAAUAUACUGCCAACAUACUCUCAAUAUACUGCUAAUAAUCUGCCAAUAUACUGUCAAUAUACUGCUAAUAUACUGUCAAUAUACCGCUAAUAUACUGUCAAUAUACCGCUAAUAUACUGUCAAUAUACCGCUAAUAUACUGUCAAUAUACCGCUAAUAUACUGUCAAUAUACCGCUAAUACACUGUCAAUAUACCGCUAAUACACUGUCAAUAUACCGCUAAUACACUUUCUGUUGUGUUUUCCAGGUUUCUCAUCCACCCGUCCUCAGGCAUCAUCUACACCCAGGCCUGGGCCACUCUGGACGCUGAGGUCAAGUCCAAGUACAACUUCUACGUGAAGGCAGAGGACACAGAGGGGAAGUACAGCCUGGCGGAGGUGUUUGUCACUGUCCUGGACGUCAACGACCAUGUUCCAGAGUUCGAUGACAGCCUUGUGGAGAGGACCAUGAUCAUCGGUGCACCUGUUAGGGUAGAGGUAUGUACAGUAGCGAUAAGAUAGCACUUUACAGAUCCCUAAAGUAGAGGUAUGUACAGUAGCGAUAAGAUAGCACUUUACAGAUCCCUAAAGUAGAGGUAUAUACAGUAGCGAUAAGAUGGCACUUUACAGAUCCCUAAAGUAGAGGUAUAUACAGUAGCGAUAAGAUAGCACUUUACAGAUCCCUAAAGUAGAGGUAUAUACAGUAGCGAUAAGAUGGCACUUUACAGAUCCCUAAAGUAGAGGUAUAUACAGUAGCGAUAAGAUAAGAUAGCACUUUACAGAUCCCUAAAGUAGCGGUAUGUACAGUAGCGAUAAGAUAGCACUUUACAGAUCCCUAAAGUAGAGGUAUAUACAGUAGCGAUAAGAUGGCACUUUACAGAUCCCUAAAGUAGAGGUAUAUACAGUAGCGAUAAGAUGGCACUUUACAGAUCCCUAAAGUAGAGGUAUGUAGAGAAGCCAUGUCGUGUGUAGUGGUAUACCCUAGGGCAGGGGUCGGCGGGGGGGGGGGGGCGUCGUUAUUUUAUUUUUUUAAAGGUACUCAGUCCGGCUUUCAACUUACUCUUGAAAGUUGUAAUAGUAGAACGCACAAGGUGCCAUUUCAAAAUUGGUUAGUGCAUCAUCAGUAUUCCUCUUGUCAUGUCAGUCAUUGCAGACCUUAGAGAGCUGUUUAUAACUUGUCAGAAAUGUCCAGAUCAACUACCCAUGUCAGCUAAAGUUUUUUAGCUAGGUUUUUUAGCCCAUAGAUUUUGUUGUAAUGUUUGAGUCACUCAAAUAUAACAAUACACGUUAGACAUGGCAAAAUGUAUAGAAUUGUAAGAAAAUGUACUUUAAGACGGCAAAAUGUUCUAUGCAACCCACGACAGAAUGUGUAGGAUUGCAGGAAAUAAGCUUUAAACCUGUGACAGUUCACUGGCCCAUCGGUUCGGUCCCAUACAUGAAUCAUUACACCCCUAGUAAACAUUGUACAUUGAAUGUUUGCUUUUGUUGGAUUAUAAUUACCUGAAAUGUGAGCGUAUCCACAACUGCUCCAGUAUAGAGCAAUUUUAAAGUAACUAAUGUGUUUGAUUUUGCUGCUUUUUCGUUCUUCCAUUCAGGCAAUAGAUGCCGAUGCAGAGUCGCCCAAUAACGUCAUCGAGUAUUCCAUUAUGCAAGCUGAACCUGACAACAUCUUCGACAUCAACGCGGAGACGGGAGAGAUCAAGCUGAAGUCCUACAUCAAGUCCAUGGAGAUAGUGCAGAACAUCACCGAGCAGAAGGACUGCAGGUGGUCUCUGGUGGUCCAGGCCCGGGACAGAGGGUCUCCGUCCUUCAGCACUACCGCCGUGGUCAAGAUCGACAUCACUGAAGCGGUAGGUUUAAUGUUUCCUGACCUUAACCGUAGAGUAAUAACCCUAACCUAACUCUAAUCCGAACUGCCUAAUUUCCCAACCCUGACGCUAACUUUCUAACCCUAAUGCUUACCCUUAACCUUAACCUAACCCUAAUGCUUACCCUUAACCUUAACGUAACCCUAAUGCUUACCCUUAACCUUAACCUUAACCUAACCCUAAUGCUCACUAACGCUGUAGUAUCACUGUGGUAAGAAUUUAAACCUAAGUUCCCUAACCUUAACUAACCCAAACCCUUACAAUAGACUUCUAACUCAAACCUUUAGCAUAGACUUCUAACCUUAAAGGGAUAGUUUACCCAAAUUACAAAAUGGCACAUUGGUUUCCUUACCCUGUAAGCAGUCUAUGGACAAGGUAUGACAGCAAUCCAUGCGUUGGCUUAGUUUCACAUGAUGAGUGAAAAAUGCUAAUAUCGGUACCAUGACUUGAAUGGGAUUUGUGCCACAAAUGCUCAAACGUUAGCAUUUGGAAACAGUGCCAGGGAAACUAAGCCAAUGCAUGGAUUGCUGUCAUACCUUGUCCAUAGGCUGCUUACAGGGUAAGGAAACCAAUGUGCCAUUUUGUAAUUUGGGUGAACUAUUAAUGCCAGCAGCAUUAGCUCUGUCAAGCCUGUUAAGUGAUAUUUUACAUCACUCAAACUCUCCUCCAAUAAAAACAUAAAGAAAGUGGUAUUUCAAUUGUUUAUGUUUUGUUUGUUUUUAUAAUGUAAAAAAAAAAUCACAUACUCAUUAAGUGUAUUUUCGUUUCUAAAUUUGCAUUAAUUGAUUACAUUAAUUUUAAAGCUUACUUUCCUAUAAAUUAUUUAACUAAACCCUACAUAUUUGACAUCAUAUUCGAGAAGAAUAGAAUAGUAGAAUAUUAUCUCUGUUGUCUUCUGUGUCGUAUUGUGCUUUUCAGAUCAAAGCUCGAAUAAUUGCAAACUUCCUAAACCUCAUCAAGCGCCCAUCAAAUGUUGUUGGACUUUUUUUGGCCAUAGUCAGCUUCACCAUCUUACUAACAAUCUGUAUAUCCACUACCUUGUACUGUAGAACAGUGAAGAAAGCUCGCGUCAACCCCCAGGCCAGUUUCAUCAGAGUUAUCCGAAGGCCCAAAUGAUCAUGAGACUCAUCCCGCUGGACUAUACAGACUACGUUUUAUAUAUCACCUUAUUAUGUCUGCAAGACAUUACUUUAUGAUCCAUUUUUAAAAACAAUAUCAUUUUUAUUUUACUGCUUUGUCUGUAAAAGAGUACUGGAGCACAUUAUAAAGGAUAGGAUUUUUCUAUUGGAUUCUUGUAUUGGUAUUUUAUUGGGAUCCCCAAUAGCUGUUGCGAAGGCAGCAGCUACUCUUCCUGGUGUCCACAUGAAACAUGACUUAAUACAUAACAUUAAUAGACAAGAACAGCUCAAGGACAGAACUACAUACUGGAGCACAUUAUAAAGGAGAGUACUUGAGUACAUUAUAAAGGAGAGUACUGGAGCACAUUAUGAAGGAGAGUACUGGAGUACGUUAUAAAGGAGAGUACUGGACUACAUUAUAAAGGAGAGUACUGGAGUACAUUAUAAAGGAGAGUAUUGGAGCACAUUAUAAAGGAGAGUACUGGAGCACAUUAUAAAGGAGAGUACUGGAGCACAUUAUAAAGGAGAGUACUGGAGCACAUUAUAAAGGAGAGUACUGGAGCACAUUAUGAAGGAGAGUACUGGAGUACAUUAUAAAGGAGAGUACUGGAGUACAUUAUAAAGGAGAGUACUCGAGUACAUUAUAAAGGAGAGUACUGGAGCACAUUAUAAAGGAGAGUACUCGAGUACAUUAUAAAGGAACAGUAAAUGAGUACACACAAAGUUUUUCGACAGGCCGUCAUUGUAAAUAAUAUUUUUUUCAUAACUAACUUAGCUGUUUAAAUAAAGGUUAAAUAAAUAAAAUAAACAAAGAUAUAUCAUACACAAUAUAAUAUUAUACCAAAAAAUAAUAGUUAUUUCAUAUCCAUCUUUUAUAUUUUGAUUGGGAGAUGUUUUUCUACUCCUAGAAAUGUAUUUUUAUGUACUUUUAUGUAUACUGUUUUGAUUAUGUUGUCAAAUUAUAAUUCUACCAUUAUAGUAUGUAGUACUUAUUUUAUAGUAAUCUAGAGCAUAUUUUAAACAGUUUGACUAUACUGAAGUAACAAAGAUUAAGUCAUUUCAUUUCAAACCAGUGUCUUGAGUUUGGGUUAAUCCCUUUGUCAGAAGAACAGAGUAAUCUCUAUUUUUCAUUUCAUUUUUCAUAUCCAUGUAAAUAAUACACUCAAACCAAAGACCCAGUAGCAAUGAACGUAGUGCUUUAGGAUCCUGUCACAGGAAGUUAAUCCACAACACAAUCCUCAUCAGAAACAUGUCACUGCUCGUGAACAAAAAGAACAAACCGUUCUGAUGCACCCACCGCACUGCCAGACAUACUCCCGACAACUACCACCAGUGUGCAUAGUCCCAAAUUGCACAGCCUAAAGUAGACCACCAUUUACUACCCGCAGUCGUCAUGCUGCGAAUGUUAUAGAGAUGUUGUCUGUCUGGGGCUCCUCUGUCAGUGCUUGGCGCAUGUCUGACCUCUGACCUCGCUGCUUGCCUGCAUGCUUUGGACCAAAAUGGUGAACGUUUAAAACGUUUGAUGAUCUAGCCCCGUGGAUGGGCGUGAUUAAAAGUAUGAUAUUUUUUGCUCUUUUACAGACUCAACUCAAGGGGCCUAUGGCAGCCUUUUUAUUGCAAAGUAGGGACAACCCAAUGAAGGCUCUAGGCAUGGUCGCUGGUGUCAUUAGCAUAUUGGUAGGGGUCACUGUCUUGAUAUCCACGGCUAUGUUCUUGCGCAACACAAAGUCCAACAGGAUAAUGCCGGCACGUCGCAUCAUCAUCAGACGGAGACCACCAAAGGACCGCAAGCCGUGGACGUUUAACGUACCGUUCAGUGGAGGCGGUGGAAAUGACCUGUUGAACAAGACCGUUGUAGACGACCCGGAAGCAGGGAGUGUCAGCAUCAACCCCAACAAAAACGGCAGACCCCGGUGCUCCAGGUCAAAGCCCAAGCCUCUGCCCCCCAGAGCCCCCUGCCUGCCCCCUCCAUCCUGCCCCCUUCCAUCUUCCAACCCCAGGCCCAGUGAGAGGCCCCGGGCAGCAGUGCCCACCGUCUCUGGGGCCCUGGCUUCCAAGAGCACCAGCAGAGACAGCAACAUCAGCUCUGAGACUACUAGAAUCCCUGUCAGCUCAGCCCUGGUCUCUGAACUCAAAAUGAGGCUGCAGCAGAAAAUCAUUGAGAGUAACUCAAGCUAUUAUUGAACCUGAUAGUUGUGGUGUGCUGGCGCUCUAACCAAUCUUUCAAUAAUUGUCUGGACCACUGAAGGUGCUCAGUCUUAGGAUUGUAAAACUGCAAUUGUAAAGGAAGGUUGAGGACAGCAGGUUAAUUUCCUUCAAAACUGUAUUUGUUUCUAAGCAAGUCCUUUGUCAAAGCAAUGUUGCAACACAGUGUCCUAUUAUUGAACCUAUUGAAUCUAACCAGCUCUACACGUUUUCUUAAAUAUGUUAACAUAAUGUGGAUCCAUGGGCCUAUGGGCCCUGGUCAAGAAUAGUGGACUAUAUAGGGAAUAGGAUGCCAUUUGAGACGCAGUCUCUGUCAUCCAGCUUUAGAAAUAACUAGAGACAUUUCUGCACUGCCAUCUUGAGAAAUGUAAUGGGAUCCUUGUUAGAUAAGUCUCUGCAUUGCUGCCAUCUUGAGGGAAACAACGUGUUAACAAGAGUGACUGAGGGGGAAAUACUGGACCAUGUCUGAGGAAAAGAUUACUGCAUAUUUCUGUGUUUACAGAACUGUACAUAUGUUCCUGAAAAGUUAUGUUUUAUUUGCUUAAGACCAUGCAAUGUUGUCAAGAAUAGUGCUGAAAUAUAGGAUUAGGAUUGUUGCCAGACAAAUGUAGCCUACUAGGGAUGGGCACAGUUAUUCAAAAGUCAGAACGGCAGUUGGUAUUCAAUUAGACUACUUGGGAGACUAUUUAUUUUUUAGAUUUAAAAAAAAUAGGCCUCUUUUUAUUUAUACAAUGAUCUACAUACGCUAAAAAGGAUAGCCAUUACAUUCGACAUUUGGUAAUUUCUUUUGUAAUUUUCUCCCUUUUUCUCCCCAAUUCCGUGAUUACGAUCUUGUCUCAUCGCUGCAACUCCCCAAGGGCUCCGGAGAGGCGAAGGUCGAGUCGUGCGUCCUCCGAAACAUGACCAGCCAAACCGUGCUUCUUAACUACAUUCGACAUUUUAAUAAAACAACAGUUUAAUGACAGUUUGUAUGAGUGUGCUCCAUUAAAAAAAGACGCACCGAUAGCCUAGGCCGUACACACGUUCCACAGUGUAGCUUGUUGUUAUUGUCGGUCAAUCAGAGCGGCGCUACAGUCAGAGCCUAAUCAAUGCAAAAUGGAAUUAAAAUUACCUAAUUAAUUUGGCUAAAUGAGGAGUAAGCUACAAUGAUCAACCAACAGGUAGGCUGUUGUUUCAUAUGAAUGGGGUUGUUGUCGUCAAGGACGCCUCAAAAUAGCCUCAAUCAGCCUUGCUACUUUAGCUAGCCAGCUGGCUAACUUAGUUGGCUACUGUAGCUAGCCAGCUGGCUAACUUAGUUGGCUACUGUAGCUAGCCAGCUGGCUAACUUCUUUACAACGAUUUGAUUCAGUAAAGACGGGCACUACCAGAUGACAUGAUAGGAAACCUAUGGCAGCAACACGUUUGUGUAACUAGUGCCACACACCGGCCUCUACUCCUCUCUGCUCGUGUCCCUUCCCCACCGUUCUGCUGAAACAAGCAAGUCUCCAUUGAAGUUUCCAAAACAACUGUUUUUUUCUUUAAAACACAUAUAUUUAUACUAUCCGGAUAUUUGAAAAAAUACAAUGAUAUUAUUCUAAUAGUGAAACAAUUUCAAAUGCCCAUCCCCUAAAAUGUACCCACUUUUAACUGUGCAUCAGAUCGAAGCAGCUAUAUAAGACCGCUAUAAAAUAAGAUAUAUUCUUGACAGGAUAAAUGCCAUUGCUUAAAACAUGAAGUGCUCAUGGACCUGUGUAGUGACAUUCUAAUGUUGUCAUAUUUUGAAGUAGGGAAGUAGAUGUACUAGGAUUAUGAUGUGCCACUGCCUGCUUUCAAAACAACAAAAGCUCUUGCUUGUUUGAAAUCAGUUACUUUUUUUUCUUUCUCUGUUUUCUUGUUUUGCUUAAAUGCUUUUAUAUUUCAAAAGGGUCUGCUUUUAAUUUGGGGGAUUGGUGUUGGAUUACUCACUUAAAUGAAGGGAUCGCUUUGUUGUUUCAGUAAAUAUCAAACUGUAUAAAUGGAGAUGUUGUAAAAAAAUAUAUAAAAAAAUAAAGUAUUAGCUAUACAUUUAUUUAGUGACACGUGAGUCACUAAUAAUCACUGUUUUUCAAAAUUGUCCAUAAACCUGGUUGGAAUUUUGAAACAUUCAUUUCCACGCUGUGCGAACUACAUGGAAAUUCAUGGGAUACAUAACGAUACAAUAUAUUCUGUAUGUAUAUAUUAUUAUAAUAAUGUAUGUAUGCUGUGUAACACUUGCCUGUCCCUUGAAGUGAAAUCUUUAUUGUCUUUAUUUUAUCAUUUUGAAUAAAUAUAGGAAAAUAAUUGUUGUGUUGUGAUUUUGUUAGUUCAUAACCAGCUAGAUAUACAAUACGUUUUAGAUAACAAUAAACUAAAACUAGAAUACAGAAAUAAUUUUGUGAUCUGCAAUAAAUUACUAAUAAAGUAAAUAAAAAAAUAAAAAAUGUUUUAUGUGUAGAUAGUAGGGGUGUAACGAUUCGAUUUGUAUCACGAUUCGUGGUUGUCGAUACGAUUCAAGGACGAUAUUGGUUCAUUUAGAACGAUACGAUCCGAAACGAUUCAGUGACUUGAAAUCGAUUCAGUAACCUUUUAGCCAAAAAUUCAACCAGUGUGACUGAAAUAAAUACCUGGUAACCAGUUGCAUUUUAAUGGCUGGCAAUAGUCUUGAUAUUUUGAACAGUGUUUCAUGCCUCCAUGCAGACCAUCUGGUAUUAUGAAACUUACCCAUACCUACGUUGACAUGUGCGGUUCGGUCAGCACCCAAUUCAACCAGUCCAAUAAAGUCCGAAGUAAACUCUCCGUUGCUGGACACAGACACAAUGUAAACUAUUUCCUGCUCAGUUUUUGUGAUGUCCUCAGAUCCAUCAAAAAGCAUUCAGUAAAGGAACAUCCUCAGAAUAGGAAGACAUGGGACGUGCGUGUUUAGCUUUAUGCAUUUAUUCUCGGCUAGCUUUUAGCAAUGGCUUGCGCCACAUUCGUGUGCUCCUUGCUCUUUUCAUGUUGGUCAAAUAAAGGAUGGUUGAAAUUCUUUGAGCCUUUAUAAAAUGCACCUGUUUUGUCUGCUAGAUGUGGAUUUGAGCGGCAAAUCUUGCACCACAUUUCAGUGCGCUCAUCGUUAGCUUCAAGCCACUGCACAUCUUGGAGCCACUUUUCCGAAAAAAUUAUUUUCUUCGGCUCUGGCUCCAGUUGGCGUUUCUUUGUAGGUGGCGAAACGCCAAAAAGGCUGCUUAAUGUCUGUUGCUUUUUGGACAUCCCUGACAGUAGUUGACAAGCAACAUGUCAUGUGUAAGGUUAGAUGAGAAGAUCGGUCAAGUACGCAAAGGCGCGUAGUAACACAAGUGGCAUUACGCAUUCCUGAUUUUUGUCGUGCUUGCGUAUCUGCGUACCAGUUAUGGGCACCCCUGCAUAUAAAGUCUGACGUGCUUAAAUCCAAUGGGUUAUUUGCUAGUAUCGAUACAAUCGAUUUAUUACAUUUUAAAACGAUGUUAGAUCGAUAUAUGUUGUCCAAAAGGCCAACUCGCCGCGCACAGAUCGAUGUAGUUGGAUCAUAUGAAUAUAAAUCGAUACAUCGAUGUAGUAGAUGAAUCGUUACACCCCUAGUAGAUAGGAACCAGUGGAGGCUGCUGAGGGGAGGACGUCUCAUAACAAUGGCUGGAACGGAGCAAAUGGAAUGGCAUCAAACCAUGUUUGAUUUAGUUGAUACCAUUCCACUGACUCCGCUCCAGCCAUUACCACGAGCCCGUCCUCCCCAAUUAAGGUGCCACCAACCUCCUGUGAUAGGUACGGUGCUGUAUGUCAUUAUUCAGUUGAAGCGCGCAAAGCCUGGGAUUCAAUCAAAGGCGUGUUGUCAACCAGUGCAUUGCACUUGACUUUUAAAGGUAAUUUACACUAUAGCCGACAUCCAAGCUGAAAUAUUUACUACACAAACAUACAUAAGACAAAAAACAGGAGAAUGACAAAAACUGAACGACUAAAAAGCACCAUAAGGAAAAGCAAAGCAAAAAAUAUGCGUUUUUAAGAUCUCUUUUAAAUAUGUCCACAGUUUCGUCCCACCUCGGGUUCUCUGGCAGGCUAUUCCAGAGGCUGGGGGCAUAAUAACUAAAGGCUGCCUCUCCAUGCGUCUUGGUUCUAGGAUUUGGGAUGGUUAGAAGGCCAGUCAGUGCCAGAGGACCUGAGGGACCUACUGGGUAAAUAACUUAAAAACAUGUCUGAUAUGUAUUGGGGUGCACAAUCAUGGUUUGAUCUAAAAACCAAUAGAAUAAUCUUAAAAUGUAUUCUAAAACUCACAGGCAGCCAUUGCAGAGACCUUAAAACUGGUGUAAUGUGUGCUCUCCGUCUGAGGAGACCAUUACAGUAGUCAAGCCUGCUUGUAAUAAAGCAUGGAUGAGUCUCUCUGUAUCAGCCUGAGAGAGAAACGGCCGCACCUUGGCAAUAUUCCUCAGGUGGUAAAAAGCUAUUUUGGUCACAUUCCUAAUGUGUCAUUUGAAAUUUAGUUCAGAAUCUAAAAUAACACCUACGUUUUUUUAACCUGGUGUUUACCUAACGUGUGGCCAGAUUCUCUCUCUGUGCUUUGGCUCCAACAAUAAAUACCUCGGGCUUGUCUUGAUUUAGCUGGAGGAAGCCAUCCAAGUCAUCUAAUACAGUCUAAUAAUUUAUCCGUGGAGCUAAAAUCCUCUGGUGACACAGAAUUGUAAAGUUGUGUAUCGUCUACCAUUUUGUUUCUGAGGUCUUGGCUGAUUUCUUGCGAUUUUCCCAUGAUGUCAAGCAAAGAGGCACUGAGUUUGAAGGGAGCUCUUGAAAUACAUCCACAGGUACACCUCCAAUUGACUCAAAUUAUGUCAGUUAGCCUAUCAGAAGCUUCUAAAGCCAUCACAUCAUUUUCUGGAAUUUUCCAAGCUGUUUAAAGGCACAGUCAACUUAGUGUAUGUAAACUUCUGACCCAUUGGAAUUGUGAUACAGUGAAUUAUAAGUGAAAUAAUCUGUCUGUAAACAAUUGUUGGAAAAAUCACUUGUCAUGCACAAAGUAGAUGUCCUAACCGACUUGCCAAAACUAUAGUUCGUUAAAAAGAAAUUUGUGGAGUGGUUGAAAAACAAGUUUUAAUGACUCCAACCGAAGUGUAUGGAAACAUCCGACUUCAACUGUAUAUAAACUGAACAGACCCAAAAUCGAACAUUGUGGAAUGCCACAUGUGAUAUGUAUUUUCUCUUUGUUAUGUUCACCAAAGGUGACAAAAAACUUUUGACCGGUUAAAUAGGUCCUAAACCAUUUUAUAACUGGACUGGAGAGGCCAACCCACCUCUCCAUUCUGUCCAGAAGUACAUCAUGGUCAACAGUGUUGAAUACAGCACUUAAAUCCAAUGGUACAAGGACAGAGAGCUGUUUGGCAUCUGUGUUGGCUCUAAGAUAAUUUACCACUUUAACUAAGGCUGUCUCUGUGGGCACAAAAAAACAGAUUGAAAUUUUUCACAAAUACAGUUGGCACUUAAACAAUUAUUUAGCUGUUUGAAAACCAAUUUCUCCAGAAUUUUGCGUAAGAAUGGAAGGUUGGAGAUUGUCAGAAAAUUGCUAAGAGCUGAAGAAUCUAGAUUCGUUUUCUUCAGAAGGGGUUUCACCAUAGCAGGGAGAGAACAGGGAGUGAUUAACAAUAGCUUGCACUUCUUCAGAUAUGCAAUUAAAAACAGUUUUGAAGAAGGUGGUGGGGAUAGGAUCGAGAAGGCAGGUAAAAGGCUUAAGUUGUGAUGUCACUUUCCUGAGCAUGUCUGUGUCAACCAGGGAAAAUAAAUCCAUACUGCCUUUGCGUGGUAGGCUUGCAUCAACGCCCUAUACUGCAUUCAACUGACCUGCACCGUUUUCCUAAUCUUCUUUCUUGACCCUCUAGUCUCUUUUCACUCAUUCGAGGGUAAUGCUCACUUAGACAUAAGAGGCUUUUGUCUUUUGGCGGCUGAGAAUGUUGAUAGCAAAGUUCAGUAGUCAAACCAACCACAAUCAGUAGGCUAGGGAUGAGUCAUAAAUAGGGUGGAAAAAUUCCUGACUUCCUGAUUAUGCUCUUUCGAUUCCGGGAAUCUUUCACCUGGGAUCUCUGGAAAACCUGAACAUUUUGGGAAAGUUACCAGAAUUUUAAAUGUAACAAAGUGAAAGACGUAAACUUAUGAUGAUACAAAUCACAGAAGUAGAAUAUCUUUGACUCCACAAUAGAUGUGCUUUUAUUCAAGACUAUACAUGCUUUGAUCACAUUGGCAUGUGAAAGACAGAUAUUUUAGGCCAUUGUUGAAAACACAAAUACAUUCAAGUACAUUAAGGACUAGACUAUUUACCCCAUAAUGUGACAGACACACACACACACAUAUAUAUAUAUAUAUAAAAAUAUAUAUAUAUAUCAGAAAUGAUAAUCUAAUGCAGCUUGCAGUAAACUCAGAGAAUAUAUUCUAUGUGAGACAUGGUUAAGAUCUAGUGAAACCCAAAUGGCACCCUAUUCCAUGUGUAGUGCACUACUUUUGACCAGUAGUGUACACUACACAGAUAAUAGGGGGCCAUUUGGGACAGACACACAUGGUUAAGAUCUAGAGAGAUACAAGAUACAGAUUAUUCAGAUAGAAAAAAACAACACUAUAAUCUCUUUACCAGUGUAUGAAUAAAUGCACACCAAGCAAUGCUUACAUAACACAUCCUUUUGAGUGAUUGUGCUAAAAUCAAAUUGUUAAUCUGUGAAAAUUCACUCCGUUCCCCCUUGCCCUAACCCUUGGAUGUUUACAGAUCUGUAAGGUGUCAGUUAUCAAUAUAAAGGAAAUUCCACAACUAAACCUCUUAUACCUAUCCAGAAAAGGGUUACAAAAUGACGGUUACUUUCCUAAAAUUCCCAGGUUUUCUGGGAAUUUCAUGCUUAUUCCCUCUUGAUUCCAUGAAUCUCGAACCAGGAUUUCCUGAUUCCAUUAAUCUCCAACCAGGAUUUGGGAACUUUACCAGAAUUUUACAACCCUAAUCCAGACCCUUCAGAUUUGUAAAAGUCAAAAAUGUAAGGCCAAUGGGAUUUGGGUAGGGAGCAAUUAGGAUGGUGUUGUCUCAAGUGUCCAUCUUCACCCCCAACUUUAAUCCCAAACAUCUUCACCCCCAACUCUAAUCCCAAACAUUUUCACCCCCAACUCUAAUCCCAAACAUCUUCAUCCCCAACUCUAAUCCCAAACAUCUUCACCCCCAACUCUAAUCCCAAACAUCUUCACCCCCAACUUUAAUCCCAAACAUCUUCACCCCCAACUCUAAUCCCAAACAUCUUCACCCCCAACUCUAAUCCCAAACAUCUUCAACCCCAACUCUAAUCCCAAACAUCUUCACCCCCAACUCUAAUCCCAAACAUCUUCACCCCAACUCUAAUCCCAAACAUCUUCACCCCCAACUCUAAUCCCAAACAUCUUCACCCCCAACUCUAAUCCCAAACAUCUUCACCCCCAACUCUAAUCCUCACCAUCCCACCCCUUAUAAAAAAGUGAGUCAAAAACAGGAAAAGAGUAGCAAAGAAGCCUCAUUCAUUACGUAGGUAGUAGUGCAAAGGCUAUAUACAGUGUGUAUUACUGUAGAUUUAACUGAACCUCUCCUAAUGAAUGAGUUUCAACGAACCGUGAGGAAAUGCAGUUCAUUACAUUCUGAAGACAAGAAAAUAUUUGCAACUAUAUUGCAUGUACAGAAUUAACAUUAUGGUUUUUUUUUGGGGCCAGAUAAGUUUGUAUUCCAUUUUUUUCUUUUAAAACAGAGAACAAUCAAGCUAAAUAGAUACAGUAUAUAAACUCAUUUAACAAAUAAACCUUGCUACCGACAUAGAAGGAAGGCAUUUCACUCUUAGCAUGACAACUUUAAGCUUUACAGAUGCAUUUCCUGAAGCUUCACUUCACAUAAGACUGCCCCCCAUUAUUACAGAUAACUGUUCCUCUAGACGUCUUGUACACGUUUUAAUCGUUAAACCUACAUCUAAUAUAGCUUUGCUCCAGUGGUUGUCUCUGGUAGAUCUUGUGCUUUUCCCCUGUGGUUGUUUCUUUCCUCUGAGGACUUAGUCCUCUUCUUCAUCACCUCAUCAGAGUCGCCACAGAGUCCUUCAUCGCUGGCGGCCUGGAGGCUGUCGAAGGUCCCCUGUCUCUCCCCAUUCGUCCUCAGGGUCUUCUCCUGCCGCCUCCUCCUCUUACACUGCUCCGUACAGCGGUCCAGGCAGCUGAACGUACAUCUGGUGUCGGUGGUGCAGGCGUACAUGCCCACGGGCACCGCCAGCCCCAUGGCGCACACGAUCACCAUAAUAUGGAUGAGCUUCGCUCGUUGUUCCAGCUGGCUGAUGUCACUUCCUGUUACGAACACGAUGCACUGGCCGGCGCGGGGCAUCUGGUUCUUCAGCGUCACACACACUUCGUAUUUAGUAACCGGUAUGAGGUCGUUGACCGAAUAGGUGUUGAUGCCCGGCCCGAUGUAUGUCAACUCCCUUUUGUCCGAGUGGUAUUUCCCCAAGUGGAUGGUGAACCAGGUUUCUGACGGGUUGUCUGUCGCAGCGUACCACUCCAGAGUGAUGCCGUAGACCGUCUGCUUGGAGAUGCGGAUGUCAAUGUAUACGUUCUCGUCGGCUGAGGCCAGGGGGAACGGGGGAGGAGACAUGGCUGAACCGCCGGAGGACGAGGCGUUGAAAGACUUGAUGUUGACCAGGAAACUGGCGGAGGAGUUGCCGAUGAAGUUGUUGGCG